Molecule: messenger RNA, 939 nt
Organism: Penicillium coprophilum
Lineage: Eukaryota; Fungi; Ascomycota; Eurotiomycetes; Eurotiales; Aspergillaceae
Product: homocysteine S-methyltransferase family protein
Exons: 1
Coding region: 1-939 (312 amino acids)
Source: RefSeq, a predicted model, not a curated record
AUGGCCCGGCAAUCGAACCUCCCGCAGUUGACUUCCUCCAAGCUCUUCGUCACCGAAGGCGGAAUUGAAACGACUCUGCUAUUCAAAAAGAACCUCAAUCUCCCUAGCUUCUCUUCUCUCCCAGUUCUUGAUACGGAAGAAGGCAGGAAAGUCAUCUGUUCCAUCUAUGAACAGUAUAUCAACAUUGCCCACACCUAUUCAACGGGUCUCAUCCUCGAAACACGAACAUGGCGCGGUUCUCCUCGGUGGUCUUCCGAGAUUGGCCUCUCCAUCGAACAGAUCAUUGAUCUGAAUCAUACAGCAGUCAAGAUUCUCCAUGAACUCCGGCAUAAGACCCCAUCCAUCCCCUUCGUUAUCAGUGGGUCCCUUGGACCUCUUCAAGAUGCCAACAAGGAUUCCAUGAUUUCAGUCUCUGAGGCACGGGAGUGGUACGGCCCUCAGAUUCGCGCUUUUGCCGAAGAAGACGUCGAUAUGAUAUGUAUCAUGACAGUAACAAAUCUGGAUGAGGCCAUUGCAGCCGUUAGUCUAGCCCGUGAGCAUAAUCUCCCAAUUCAUGUCUCGUUUAGUCUCGAGACAGACGGGCGGUUACGAGGGGGCAAAACCCUCGAGGAUGCGAUUCGAGAAGUUGACCAUCUAACGGAGGGUUAUGUAACAUAUUUUGGGGUGAACUGCGCACACCCACGUUAUAUCUUGAUAGCACUCCAGGGUAUGUCGCAGGACGUGAUGUCGAGGAUUGGGUCGAUUAGAGCAAAUUCAAGUCUGAAAAGUCAUGAAGAACUUGAUAACUCUCCGACGCUCGAUCGGGGCGAUAUUCCGGUGUGGACUGAAGAGUUUAAUGAGAUUUUGAAGAUAUUGCCGGGACUCAAAGUGGUAGGGGGUUGCUGUGGCACGGAUGAUGAGCAUAUUGAUGCUAUUGCUGGAAGGAUUGAUUCUGUGUGA